Aspergillus tanneri is the source of this 5343-nucleotide messenger RNA. Its product is annotated as Type I Polyketide synthases (Type I PKS). The record is from RefSeq and is a predicted model, not a curated record. Bases 1 to 5343 code for a protein of 1780 amino acids. NCBI's taxonomy places the organism in Eukaryota, Fungi, Ascomycota, Eurotiomycetes, Eurotiales, Aspergillaceae. The transcript is spliced from 9 exons. Gene Ontology annotation, biological process: secondary metabolite biosynthetic process; fatty acid biosynthetic process. Gene Ontology annotation, molecular function: fatty acid synthase activity; 3-oxoacyl-[acyl-carrier-protein] synthase activity.
AUGGCGUCACCGUCAAAUGUGUGGGAAGAAAUUUCAGCAGGCUUACAAACAAAAGCGAGCUUGAAUGUCACAAUGGGCCAGGUUUCCGAAGAGGAUGUUUAUUCGCCACAGCGUUCCAGGGGGCCCAUGUCCCAAGGCCGAACUCCUCUGGCUAUCGUGGGAAUCUCGGGCAGAUUCCCUGGAGCAGACGACACGGAGGAGCUCUGGAAAGUACUCGAGGCGGGCCUGGAUAUGCAUAGAACCAUCCCUCCGGACCGGUUUGACAUCGAGACCCAUGUUGAUCCUACGGGCUCAGCAAAGAACACUAGCUGGACCCCUUAUGGCUGUUUUAUCGAAAACCCAGGAUACUUUGAUCCUCGGUUUUUUAACAUGUCCCCUCGAGAAGCACGCCAAACGGAUCCGAUGCAACGUUUGGCUCUGGUGACGGCAUAUGAAGCCUUGGAAAUGUCCGGCUUUGUCCCAAACCGCACUCGCUCCACCACACUCAACCGCAUUGGGACAUUCUAUGGCCAGGCCUGUGAUGACUAUCGAGAUAUCAACGCAGCUCAAUGCAUCGACACCUACUUUAUCCCAGGAGGGUUCCGUGCUUUUGGUCCAGGCCGUAUCCACUACCAUUUCAAAUUUGGAGGUCCCAGUUACGUUAUUGACACUGCUUGCUCGUCCGGCCUGUCCGCUAUCAAAGUAGCCUGUUCUUCACUCUGGAGUGGAGAGUGUGAUACUGCAGUUGCAGGUGGCUUGAACAUUCUCACUUCUCCAGACCGCUACGCCGGAUUGAGCCGUGGCCAUUUCCUAUCUAAGACAGGACCGUGUAAGACGUUUGAUAAUAAUGCGGAUGGUUAUUGCCGGGGGGAGGCGGUAGGCAGCGUGGUGAUCAAGCGUUUGGAUGAUGCCGAGCUUGAUCGGGACAAUAUCCUGGCGGUGGUCCUAGCAGCAGGCAUAAAUCAUUCGGCGGAUGCUAUUAGCAUCACACAUCCACAUGCUGGUGCCCAGGCUAGUCUAUAUCAAGAUAUUCUGCAACAGGCGAACACCGACCCAAGAGAGGUAGCGUACAUCGAAAUGCAUGGAACGGGAACCCAGGCGGGUGACUCCAUUGAGAUGAGCUCCGUCUUGGAAGUGUUUGCACCUGAAGAUAUCAAGCGCGAGGAGUUGAUUGUCGGAUCACUCAAGGCAAACAUUGGACAUAGCGAAGGUUCCUCGGGAGUAUCAGCCUUGAUCAAAUCCAUCUUGAUAUUUCAAAAAGGGGCCAUUCCACCACAUAUCGGAAUCAAAGAUGAGAUCAACCAAAGUUUCACCGACCUAACUGGAAGAGUUAGGAUACCUACAAAGACAACACCACUCCCGAAGACCAGGAUGGAGACCACAAAGAUCCUGGUCAAUAAUUUCGGAGCCGCAGGGGGGAAUUCCGCUGUCCUGCUGCAGGAACCACCGACACCCAUCCGGAGUCGUACGGUACAUCCGUGUCCAUUGCAUGCAGUGACAGUGUCCGGCCACACAGAGUCUUCUCUGAAGAAGAAUGUAGAGCAGCUGAUUAGAUACCUGUCCAACAAUCCGACUGUCUCCCUUGGUGACUUAUCGUACACCACUACUGCGCGUCGACAGCAUCACCGAUUCCGCUUCACCGUGGCAGAAAACUCAAUUGACCGCGUGCGGGUAGCCCUGCAAAAGGGCCCAGUCCCAUAUACUGACUAUCCAGGGGCCAAACAAAAACAACAGAAUGUUGCAUUCGUUUUUACUGGCCAAGGUGCUGCGUAUCAUUCACUGGCCAGUGAAUUAUACGCUCAUUCAACCCAGUUCCAGGCAGAUAUCAAACAAUUUGAAUGUAUUGCCCAGCAGCAAGGUUAUCCAUCUUUCCUCUCAUUGAUAGAUGGGAAUCUGACAGAUAUCACGUCCCUCUCCACCGUCCAGGUCCAAUUGGGUCUGGUGUGUAUCCAAGUCGCCUUGGCUCGUCUAUAUUCCUCGUGGGGGAUAAAACCCUCUUUUGUCAUAGGCCACAGCUUGGGAGAAUAUGCUGCGUUGCAGGUUGCCGGGGUUCUGUCCAUGAAUGACAUGAUUUUCCUGGUCGGUCAUCGGGCGAACUUGCUGGAGAAACGAUGCGACCGAAACACUCACUCGAUGUUAGUAGUUGCCGCAUCCUGUGCCCAAGUGUCCCCGAUGCCUGACGAGCUGGCUGGGAGAGUGGAGCUGGCAUGUGUCAAUAGUCCCACGGAGACGGUCUUCUCUGGUGAGGCUCAAGCCAUCGAUCAGCUGGAGGCGCAUAUAAUCACCCGCCAAGUUCGGUGUAAAAAGCUGCUUCUCCGGUACGCAUUCCAUUCAUCGCAAAUGGACUCCAUCCUGGAUGAGUUAGAAGAAGCCGCACAAGCGGUAAUGAUGGGGACCCCCCGAAUAUCCAUCAUCAGCGCCGUCACAGGUAGGGUAUUGGGCCCAGAUGACCAUGUGAAUGGGGCGUACCUUCGCCAUCACUGCCGACAACCGGUUCGAUUUUCGACGGCACUCGAAGCAGCAGAAAAAUCUGGGGAUCUCGAUUUGUCUACAGUCGCGUUUAUCGAACUUGGUCCGCAUCCUAUAAGCUCUGGUAUGAUCAAAGCUACCCUGGGAAGAAACGCCCGUAGCCUGCCCACAUUGGUGCGAGAUAUGAAUCCAUGGGAAGUCGCAGUGAAAAGCCUAGCGCGGCUCCACGACUGGGGUUUAGGGGUGAAUUGGGGAGAAUUCCAUCGUGAAUUUGAGAAGAACUAUUGUCUCCUUUAUCUUCCGCGCUAUGAAUUCGACAACCAGAACUACUGGAUUCAGUAUGUGAAUGACUGGAGCCUUCGAAAGGGCGAUCCAUUGCCUACGUCUGAGGCUGGCAUAGAGACGCAGGCCAAACCAAAACUGACUUCCUCUGUUCACCGAGUAGUGGAAAAAAAAACUGGAAGCUCAACCAAACAGACUGUAAUAUACGAAUCCGACCUCUGGGAGCCCCUUCUUCACUCCGCGCUUUGUAGCCAUCGUGUGAAUGGUUGCGAGCUGAGUCCCUCGUCUGCAUACGCCGACAUAGCCCUAACUGUUACGAAUCAUAUUGUCCACAACUCCAUAUCCCGAGAGAUUUGUGGCUUAGUCCUUUCAGACUUGGCCAUCCACCAGCCACUGAUUAUUAAACCCGCCGGAGAGGACCGUGUUUUGAGGAUAUACGCCCAACAAAACAAGGAAACUGAGACUGUUCAGGUUGAGUAUGCAUCCUGUUCUCCGGAUCUUGGGAAUCGCACCACACAUGCCGUCUGCAAUGUGCAUUAUGGCACCAAUGACAAGUGGUAUAAACGAUGGCUACGCGGUUUCCAUUUCAUCCAGGACCGUAUCGACGCUCUUGAGGCUCGGGUGGGGCGUGGCGAAGUCAGUAAAAUCGGCACAAGCGUGGCGUAUCGACUGUUUAAAAGUGUUGUUGACUAUGCUCCUGGGUACCGUCGUAUGGAUGCGAUUCUCUUUUCCAGCGAAUCGCUUGAGGGUUCCGCUACAGUCAAAUUGGAGAUCCAGAAAUGUGAUGAAGGUUUUAUGUGCAGUCCUUACUGGCUUGAUUCAAUGGCCCAUCUUUCCGGGUUCAUCAUGAAUGCAAAUCCCAUCAUCGACACGGAUGAAGUCGUGUAUGUUUCUCGUGGCUGGGAGAGUAUGGGACUAUUUAAGCCCCUUCUUCCCGACACACGACAUCAAACCUACGUGAAGAUGUGCCACACAGAUAAGACGAUGGUUAGCGGCGACGUGUGGGUCCUCCGUGAAGGCGAACUGGUGGGAGUCAUCAGUGGCGUUCAGUUUCAACGCGUCGCCCGGGCCGUUCUAAAUGUGCUUCUCCCAAACCCCAUCCCCAACCAACGAGAGUCCAUGCCGCGCGUCGAUACUUCUGCGCCGGGGAUCAAAGGCAUGGGGACGGUCAAACCCAAGCGUGAGAUGGUCGGCAAGGAUAGCGUUUUAGGAGUGCUUGCAAACCACCUGGGAAUCGAUCCAUCCGAGAUUUCGUACGAUGAUGUGUUGCCCGAGAUCGGGCUUGAUUCACUCGCCUCUUUAACCUUAAUAGCCAGUCUACAGAAGUUGCUUGGGCUCUAUAUCUCUCACCAUCAAUUAGACGGAUGCUCUACAGUCAGUCAGCUUAUCGAUGUCGUGUUGGAAGCCCAGCAUUCCAGUUCCCUAGUCCAUGAUAGCGAAAACUCCAGUGGUCAAAUAUGUGGUACUCCGUCAACAUCAACGAUAUACAACCCAACGCCUAAUAGUCCAGGUAAUCGUACGGUGGACACCAUUCGAGCACUCAUUGUGGAAGAGACUGGGAUCUCCGGGGAUGAAUUGGAUCCGCGUACUGAGCUGAGUGAGCUCGGCCUGGAUUCCCUCAUGAAGCUCACAGUUUUGGGAAGGGCGCGCGAGGUCGGACUGGAUCUGCCUGUGGACUUCUUUUUGAAACACAAGAACAUGGAUGACAUAGUACAUGCCUAUUGCAGAAGCGGAAGUUACUCCUCUAUGGAGAGCGGUUCUGGUAGUGCACUUGACCAAGAUCUUGGGUGCCAGAUUUACGAAGAUAAACCCCGCAAGGAUGAAGAAUCUGCUCCAAUUGUCCCGCUCCAAAGUCGCCGGGACACCCCCAAUGUCAGACGAUUAUUCCUGCUUCCAGAUAGCGCUGGAUCGCCUGUUCCCUAUUCUGCCUUGGGAGAGCUACACCAUACUAUUGAGGUGUACGGUUUGGUGUGUCCCUUCAUCAACAAACCAGAUGGCUAUCCCAGCAGACUAGAGGAUACGGUGAGACACUAUGUGACUGCUAUUAGAGACUGUCAGCCAAGAGGGCCUUACUACCUUGGAGGCUGGUCAGCUGGAGGAAUUCUGGCGUUUGAAGUCAUGAAACAGCUGCACGAUGCAGGGGAGGAGACGCGGUCUCUAAUUAUAAUAGAUUCCCCAUGUCCCAGUACCCUGCCCCCGAUGCCGCCAUCAUUGAUUGAAUCUCUCAAGAUGAAUGGAAUAUUUGACGGGAUUGCCUCUGAGAAAUGCGAUCAACUUGCGAAGAACUUCCAUGCUAUUGUAGACCAACUAUCCUCCUACCAGUGGACCAGCUUCGUUGCUUCCAAACAGGCACCAGAGACACUUAUUGUUCAUGCUGAAGACGGUUUAUCGGAGCGAUUCGAGGCCCUUCGACUUCAGGGUGGAGAUUCGCCUAUCCACCGCUGGCUCCUUGAGAAGCGGACCGAUUUUGGUCCACUGGGGUGGGAGAACCUCCUUCCGAGCGAGAAGAUCUCGACGGUGUCCACUGGAGGCGACCAUUUUUCAAUGAUGCAACCGCCCAAUGUUGAGGCGAUUACCAAGCGGAUACGGGAAUUCUUAUACUCCGUGCCCUAG